AUGGCGGGGCGCAACUAUUCGUCCCACAAGUUUAGCCAGGUGUUGCGCAAGGACGGCACGCUCGACGUCGACAAACUCGCGCGCGAGUGCAGCCGCGACGUCUUCGAAGAUAAGCGGCACCGGCGCGUCGACGACAUGAAAAAGAAGGCCAUUGGCACGUCCCGCGACUACGACGAGUUCCGCAACUUUGUGCACUGCGCCGAGGACAUGCUCGAGCCCGUGUCGUCGCGCGAGAUGGAGGAGCUCAAGCGGGGCAGGACGGGCUGGGCGCACACGGCCGCGGCGCGCGCGACUCGGCGAGACCGGACGGCGGGCGCCGCGGGUGCGCCGUUCGAGCCGCGGCGCCGCGCGGUCCUGGAGGACGCGCCCGACGCGACGACGCGACCACCACCCGCGACGCCGCUCGAGCUCGACCGCGACUGGCGCCGCUGCCGCGUUCGGCCCGGCCCGAAGCGGACGGCUGUUGCCGCGCUGGCCGAGACGCGCCGCCGUCGCGAAAAAUACCUCGCGAGACACGGACCGACCGUCCUCGCGCCGCUCCUCGCAUCGGAACUCGACGCGACGCUCGUCGCCGAGGUCCUCGACACCGUCUGCCGCCCCUGGGUCGAGGCCGUGCCCGCUGCCGCGCCGCCGCCGCCGCCGCCCACGGGCGAGGGCGCCGCGGCGGCGCCGCCGCCGCUCGAGGAUGCGUCGCCGGCGCGGCGCGCGCACGACGCGCUGCGUUGGCUCGAAGCCGUCGCCCGCGCGCCCCGUUUCUCGCUCAACCUGCUCAUGUUCGAGAAGGAGCUCACGGACACGAUCGGGAGAGCGAUCGAGACCGCCGGCGCGGCGGCCGAGGGGCCCGGGGCGGAUGUCCUCGUCGCUGCCGUGCAAGCGUCCUACGGCGCCCACACGUGACCACCACCGGCACUUGCGACGGGAAUCAAUCGUGACGUGGUGCAUAUAUUUUGUUAUUCGCAA
Pelagomonas calceolata is the source of this 960-nucleotide messenger RNA. Lineage: Eukaryota; Pelagophyceae; Pelagomonadales; Pelagomonadaceae. The record is from the annotation of a GenBank genome assembly.